This is a messenger RNA of Penicillium subrubescens, 1053 nucleotides long. Its product is annotated as FPP/GGPP synthase family protein. The coding region runs from base 1 to 1053 and encodes 350 amino acids. Gene Ontology annotation, molecular function: (2E,6E)-farnesyl diphosphate synthase activity; dimethylallyltranstransferase activity. The transcript has 2 exons. Lineage: Eukaryota; Fungi; Ascomycota; Eurotiomycetes; Eurotiales; Aspergillaceae. Gene Ontology annotation, biological process: trans, trans-farnesyl diphosphate biosynthetic process. The record is from RefSeq and is a predicted model, not a curated record. Gene Ontology annotation, cellular component: cytoplasm.
AUGACUGUCUCAACUGGCGAGAGAGUCCAAAGCGUCCUCGCUGAAGUCAUUCGGGAGGUUACGGAGCAUGUUACCUUCAUAGGGCUUGGACCUGAAGCCGUCGAGAGGAUUUUCCAGUGUCUCACCUUUAACACGAAAGGAGGAAACCUCUUGCGAAGCCGAACGGCUCUGGAUAGUGGACGGAUUCUCAAUGGCCACGAGCUCUCUCCAGCCCAGAGCGAAGAUCUCGCAGUGCUCGGGUGUCUACUUGAACUCUUGAAUGCGGCAUAUGUGGUCUGGGAUGAUAUCAUGGACGGUUCUACAACAAGACGCGGCCAGCCAUGCUGGUAUCGCCGGGAAAAAGUUGGCAUGAUGGCUAUCAACGACGCGUGCCUUCUGAGAUCGGCAAUCAACGUUACCCUCAAGAAACGCUUUCGAAAACAUCCAAGCUAUCUAGAACUCCACGACAUGUUCGACGAGGCUUGUCUCCGCACUGAGCUUGGACAGCACUGUGAUCUCAUGGCCACGGCAAAAUUACUGGAACUGGAUAAGUUCUCUUGGAAUCAAUAUGAGUUCAUUACGGCCCAAAAGACAGCUUUUUACACCAUCUAUCUUCCUAUGGCCAUCCCUCUUGUUUAUCUUGGCCUCGCUACCGCUGAAAAGCUAGACAAGGUAUACAAGACAUCCAUGCUGCUAGGGCACGUCUUCCAGGCCCGAGAUGACUUUCUACAUGUUUAUGGCGAUCCUCUGGUCACUGGAAAAGUUGGGACAGACAUCCAGGAGAACAAAUGCAGCUGGCUUUCAGUCUGGACAUUGGAAAAUUGCAACGACGAGCAAAGGAAGGUGUUCCAACGCUGCUACGGAUCCACGAAUGAAGACGAUGUUUUGAAGGUCAAGGAGCUUUUUCAUGACCUAAAUGUGUCCAAAGCUUUUCUUGAUUGGGAUAAGGACAUGUGGACAAAGAUCGAAGCAGCAGUUGAGGAACUCAAAGAUCCCGCUCUGAAGGAGUUGCAUACCACGUUGUUAUCGAAAUAUAAUCGGGAUCCUCGACGAAGCGUGGCUCCGUCAGCAUAA